AUGGCACCCUCAAUCCUCCUCUUGAAGACCAGAUCUUCCCCAAACGACGGUUAUGACGAUUACUUCUCCGCAAACAAUUAUACUCCAACCUUCGUGCCCGUCCUCGAACACCGAUUCCACACCUCCAACCUCGCCGAAGUCCGCGAACUCUUCGCGUCCGGCGCAUUCAACCCAGAGGCAGAGAAUACCAAAUCCACACAAAUAAAUACCUAUGAACACACAGUGGUCCCAUCAAAGCAUUAUGGAGGCAUGAUAUUCACCAGCCAGCGCGCGGUGGAGGGAUUCGCGCAUAUGAUUGAAGAACACGGACUCCCAUCCAUCCCCUCAAUCCCCCUCUAUACCGUCGGUCCCGCAACAGCCCGAACCCUCACCACUCUCCGCGACAAGUAUCUCCCCACCAGCACGAUUCACGGCGCAGAUACCGGCACGGGCGAGAAUUUGGCAUAUAUGAUGCUGGACCACUAUAAUGAUCUCCAGAAAACGGGCACUUCUGCGACUUCCUCCACUUCGUCGCAUCCUCCGCCAAAACCGGGGUUACUCUUCCUAGUUGGUGAACAGCGUAGGGAUAUUAUUCCAAAGACACUCAUGAAUCCUAUGCUCCCGGAGUCAAAGCGCAUUGAUGUCCAAGAAAUCGUCGUCUAUGAGACUGGUGAAAUGGAUUCAUUCGAGACGGAUUUCAAGACACAUGUGCAAGGGUAUAACGGGGAAGAAGGUAUGUGGGUUGUGGUAUUUUCGCCGUCGGGAUGCGAGGCAAUGUUGAGGGUACUACAACUUGGUCCGUUUGCUGCGACUGCGACUGCGAAUGCGACUGCGGCAGAAGAUGGGUCGAAGAGGAAGGUCUUUGUUGCGACUAUUGGGCCUACGACGCGAGACCAUUUAAGGAAUAAGUUUGGUUUUGAGCCGGAUGUUUGUGCGGAGAAGCCAAAUCCUGAGGGUGUCGCGGAGGGAAUUCGGAGGUUUAUGGCGGGAUUGAAUAAUUGA
Molecule: messenger RNA, 981 nt
Organism: Penicillium cosmopolitanum
Lineage: Eukaryota; Fungi; Ascomycota; Eurotiomycetes; Eurotiales; Aspergillaceae
Product: uroporphyrinogen-III synthase HEM4
Exons: 2
Coding region: 1-981 (326 amino acids)
Biological process (GO): uroporphyrinogen III biosynthetic process
Molecular function (GO): uroporphyrinogen-III synthase activity
Source: RefSeq, a predicted model, not a curated record